Chroicocephalus ridibundus (black-headed gull) is the source of this 3138-nucleotide messenger RNA. It is a transcript of the gene SLC18A2, whose product is annotated as solute carrier family 18 member A2. The transcript has 16 exons. The record is from RefSeq and is a predicted model, not a curated record. Gene Ontology annotation, cellular component: synaptic vesicle membrane; terminal bouton. Gene Ontology annotation, biological process: aminergic neurotransmitter loading into synaptic vesicle; xenobiotic transport; transmembrane transport. Bases 121 to 1680 code for a protein of 519 amino acids. NCBI's taxonomy places the organism in Eukaryota, Metazoa, Chordata, Aves, Charadriiformes, Laridae. Gene Ontology annotation, molecular function: serotonin:sodium:chloride symporter activity; xenobiotic transmembrane transporter activity.
CCAGAGGUGCCUCCUCCUCCUCCUCCUCCUCCUCCUCCUCCUCCCCGCUCCUGCCCUGCCGGCUCGCAGCGUGCGGCUGGACGGGGACCUGCGCCGGGAGCCGGCCGGGAGCCGGGGAGCAUGGCUUGGGGCGAGUUCAGCCUCCUCCGCUGGCUCCGGGAGAGCCGGCAGUCCAGGAAACUCAUCCUCCUCAUCGUCUUCAUCGCCCUGCUCCUGGACAACAUGCUGCUGACGGUCGUCGUGCCAAUAAUUCCCAGUUACCUUUACAGCAUCAAACAUGAGAAAAAUGCCACACAAAUCCAGACGACUACGCCUAACGUAGUCUCAACAACGAUGGACAAUUUUCAGAGCAUCUUCUCCUACUACGACAACUCGACGAUGGUUACGGGAAACGAAUCUGAUAAGACACGACCCAGAGAGCUGCAUCACACUCAGACAGAACAAAUGACAGUAAAUGUGACUCCUUCCCCAUCUGAUUGCCCCAAGGAAGAUAAGGACCUGCUGAAUGAAAAUGUUCAAGUCGGGCUCUUGUUCGCUUCAAAAGCAACAGUGCAGCUAAUCACUAACCCCUUCAUAGGGCCGCUGACAAACAGAAUAGGCUACCAGAUCCCACUGUUCGCUGGCUUCUGCAUCAUGUUUGUGUCAACAAUCAUGUUUGCCUUCUCUGGAAGCUACACGUUACUGUUUAUUGCCAGGUCCCUUCAAGGAGUGGGUUCCUCUUGUUCUUCGGUGGCAGGGAUGGGUAUGCUCGCCAGUGUAUAUACAGAUGAUGAAGAGAGAGGCAACGCAAUGGGAAUUGCACUAGGAGGCCUCGCUAUGGGAGUAUUAGUGGGCCCACCUUUUGGGAGCGUCAUGUAUGAGUUUGUGGGGAAGAGUUCUCCUUUCCUGGUGCUGGCAGCACUAGCUCUGUUAGAUGGAGCUGUUCAAUUAUUUGUUCUGCAGCCGUCCAGAGCACAAGCAGAAAGUCAGAAGGGGACACCGUUGCUGACACUUUUGAAGGACCCGUAUAUCAUUAUUGCAGCAGGAUCAAUCUGCUUUGCCAACAUGGCGAUUGCCAUGCUUGAGCCAGCGUUACCCAUCUGGAUGAUGGAGACCAUGUGUUCAAAGAAGUGGCAACUUGGCGUUGCGUUUCUCCCAGCUAGUAUCUCUUAUCUCAUUGGGACUAAUCUUUUCGGAAUACUUGCGCACAAAAUGGGAAGGUGGCUUUGUGCUUUACUCGGGAUGCUAAUCGUGGGAAUAAGCAUUUUGUGCGUACCGUUUGCUAAAAACAUUUACGGGCUCAUAGCACCAAACUUUGGAGUUGGAUUUGCCAUUGGAAUGGUGGACUCCUCCAUGAUGCCAAUUAUGGGCUACCUCGUAGAUCUGCGUCACGUGUCGGUCUAUGGCAGCGUGUACGCAAUAGCUGAUGUUGCCUUUUGCAUGGGCUUCGCCAUAGGUCCCUCUGCUGGCGGUGCCAUUGCAAAGGCCAUUGGAUUUCCAUGGCUCAUGACAAUUAUAGGGAUCGUGGAUAUCCUCUUCGCUCCCCUGUGCUUUUUCCUUCGAAGUCCACCUGCCAAAGAGGAGAAAAUGGCGAUACUCAUGGAUCACAACUGCCCUGUUAAAACAAAAAUGUACACCCAGAACAACAUCCAGUCCUACCCCAUAGGUGACGAAGAAGAAGAAUACGAAAGUGACGAAUAACACUGAAAGCCAUAGAACAUGUUUUGGUGUACAAAACGCAGUGUUUCAUGUGAAACGGCUCAUCUAGAAAUAGGUUUCAGUUGCACUGUACAUUUAAUAGUGAAACGGUCAAACCCAACCAAAGGUAUACUAUUCAUCGCCCAUGGUUAUCAAGCAGACUGCGAACCGCCUUAGAAGGAGGGGAAAAGCUUUUCUAGAGGAUUUGUAUAGUGUUAAUCUUUAUUUUGUGUAUUUAAUUUUAUUGAAUAUUACACUAUAUUUUUGAUUAAGUGUGUAGUACAAAUCUGUAUAAACAUGUGAAUUUAAAAUAUUUGCGUUUGUUUUAACGUCAACUCAUUGACCCCAUGUUUCAUAUUUUGUUUGGAGUCAUGAGUUGCCGGUAAGAGCUUGGGAAUUUCUUAUCUAAUUGAAAGGAAAAGAAAAAAAAAAGAAAAAGCAAAGCUCAAAGAAAACUUAACCCAAUUGAUCUCCUCCUGCCCUGUACCCGGCCAGGUGCAUCCACAGGAGCUGGAAUUCAGAGUGUGGACAUCACUACAAGGGGGGUUUUUUUUUUCAACAACUUCAGAUCAUGUAUUAGUAAAAUAAAGGCACAUCUUUUUUUGUUAGUAAAAUAAAAGGCACAUGGAAUGUUGGGGAAAACAGUAUUUUAAACAGCUGAGUGCAUAGCUAUUAGUCAGUAGUAUUUAACGAAGUUUUCGCUAACCAGGUGUGCAACAUGAAGGCCCCAACAACACCCCCCCCGCCCCCGGUGAACAAGUUAGGUACGAAUGUGCCCUUCCCUUUCCCUUAAAGGGAAUAAGAACGUCAUAAAGAUACUUUUCAUAUUUCUAGCUUUUGAAUCUUUUAAUUUUAACAUAUCUCAACUUUAUUUUAGAUGCAUCUUAGGUGACUGGUUAAGAAAAGCUGCGGUAUCACAGUAUUUAAUCUCCGCAGGAACUGAGAGUAAGAGGAUAAGCAGUUCAAACAAAAAAAACCUUAUUUCAUGUGAUGUGCACGCUCAUCUAGAAACUCAAUAUAUAUUUAUUUUUCAAAAAAAUGAAGUUAAAAUAUCAACUUUGCUAACAACAAUAAAAAAAAACCCGACCCAUUUGUUGCCAAUCUCUCUUACCAUUUGGGGGCACAGCCUAAGACAGGAAAAGCACCGUAUUUGGCAGCCCCUUCCUGCACUGGGAGAAAUCUGACUUUUAAAGAAAGCAUUUUAAAACAAUCCCAACAUCCGUAUCAACCAUGGUGUACCUUUUCAUUUGUCAAAUUAAAAAUCUUUACGUGCCUUCUUCCAUGUAAUUGCAGAUGGUUUAUGUACUACAGCAUAGAUACUAUGUUUACAUCUAGUUUUGUAAAGUGUAUAGACUACGGUCAGAAAAUAUGAAAGACAUAGUGGAUCAAAGUUCGAGUAUUGCUUUGUCAAUAAUUAUGCAUUCAGACCGCAUUAAAAUAAAGUUAUCUGAAAGAAGUUCA